AUGGCUCAGGUGCUCCUUCCUCUUCCUGUUGCUCAUGUUAUUGAUUUGCUUCGCGCACUCGUCGUCCAGCACGGCCAUCUACGACAACCUGUGCCGCCGGUUCGUGAAGCUGAGCAAGUGGUGCUGUCCGUCAACUACCGGCGCGCCCCCGAGCACCGGUACCCGUGCGCCUACGACGACGGCUGGACGGCGCUCAAGUGGGCCAUGUUGCAGCCCUUCCUCUGCAGUGGCGAGGGCGCCCAGCCCCGCGUGUUCCUCUCCGGCGACUCCUCCGGCGGCAACGUCGCCCACCAUGUGGCCGUCCGCGCCGCCGACACCGGGAUCAGGAUCUGCGGCAACACCCGGCAAAAUGAGUGGAAGCAAAGCUUAACAAAAAGCCAAUCAAGAGUCCCCCCUGCGCAUGCGCGGUCGGCUGCCGACGCACCGGCAACAUGGUCGGCGGCGCGGGCUGCUCUGUGCCUGCGGGCUGCGGGCGCCAUCCCCAACGUCCGUGCCGCGCUCGCCGGUGGCGCUGCGCACGGCUUCGUCCCCGACGGCGCCCGAGGCGCCCAGGACGCAGACGCCGCAGCCUCGGCGGCGCGCAUACUCGACGACGCGCACAUGGCUGGAAGAGGUGGCGGCAGCAUGAGAAGGGAGGAGAGAGACAGAGGGGAGGGCGACGGGGUGGGUGGGGAUAAAAAUAAAUAG
Messenger RNA from Panicum virgatum (switchgrass), 687 nucleotides. RefSeq names its product gibberellin receptor GID1-like. Bases 1 to 687 code for a protein of 228 amino acids. NCBI's taxonomy places the organism in Eukaryota, Viridiplantae, Streptophyta, Magnoliopsida, Poales, Poaceae. Gene Ontology annotation, cellular component: nucleus; cytoplasm. The record is from RefSeq and is a predicted model, not a curated record. The transcript is spliced from 4 exons. Gene Ontology annotation, molecular function: hydrolase activity; gibberellin binding. Gene Ontology annotation, biological process: raffinose family oligosaccharide biosynthetic process; floral organ morphogenesis; positive regulation of gibberellic acid mediated signaling pathway.